This is a messenger RNA of Aegilops tauschii subsp. strangulata, 5355 nucleotides long. The record is from RefSeq and is a predicted model, not a curated record. Lineage: Eukaryota; Viridiplantae; Streptophyta; Magnoliopsida; Poales; Poaceae.
GCUACACAAGUCAAACACCAUCCCACGAGACUGAAUCUGUUGCAGGCCCGAUGGAGGGGACAAAUGUUGACGACUCUAACGAAGGGAUUAUACCCGUAGCCGACGAUGUUGACAAAAUUUACCCACGUAGUCCAGGUAUAAGGCUGUGCAAAUAUACAGAGCUUAAUUUUAUCCUUUUUAUGUGAUAAAUCAUACAUAACAGACUUGGGCACAACCGAUUCCAAUGUAUCAAGCGUGUGACUUGUAGGAGUCCAUAUUACUCCCUCGGAACGGAUGAUAUUUGAGACCGAUGGUGAUAGCACAUAUGAUACACCAGGUAUAUAUGUACCUCCAUGUAUAUGUUCAGCUACAUGUUUUGUUAUACAUGUCAAACACCAUCACAGGAGAUGUUGCAGGCCCGAUGGAGGGGACAAAUGUUGACGACUCUAACGAAGGGGUUAUACAUGUAGCCGACAAUGUUCACAAGAUUUACCCAAGUAGUCCAGGUAUUAAGGCUGUGCAUAUUUACCUAAUAGACUUGGGCAGAACCAAUUCUAAUGGAUCAAGCGUGUGACUUGUAGGAGUCCAUAUUACUCCCUCGGAAUGGAUGAUACUUGAACAGACCGAUUGUGAAAGGACAUAUGUUCAUCAACCUUCCCAUCUGAUUACGGGUAAGUAUUAUGUUGCUGAAAGGUUAACACCAUGUGCCUACAACUUUGCCUUAUUUCGGUCCAAUAUUUUGUUAUGUUUACAUGAUGCAGACAACCACCCAAUCUCAUUCCUAUAUACUGUAGAUUCGUUGCCAGAUCUCAGUAAUCUGACAAAAGAACUAGCUAGCAUGCAACGUGAUAACGAGGAAAAGAGGCCGCAGAAUGUUCCACGCCAUCCUCUCAGUGAUAUCACUAAUGCUUAUCAACCAUCCUCUAUGGACCUUGACGAAAAAAGAGAGCUGAUAAAAGCUCGGAGGCGAGCUGCUUAUCAAAAGAAAAAAGAAGAGCCUAUCGUCAAGCAACAAGAUGAAAAUCUGUCUGCCCUUACGAUAUCAGGUAAGAAUGUUUUAUGUGUCGGCACUACGAUAAUAGUAUAUAUACUCCCUCCAUUCCACAAUAUAAUGUUAAUAUCCGACGAAAAAUGAUGAGGGUACCAUCAAUGUACAAGCAGAUGUGCAAAAUGUUACCCUGUCCCCUCUCGGUGAUAUCGCUAAUGGGUGUCAACCUACCUCGGUGGACCUUGACGAGAAAAAAGAGCAAAUAAAUGCUCGGAGGCGAGCUGCUUAUCGAAAGAAGAAAGAGGAGGCUACCUUCAAGCAACAAGAUGGAAAUUUGUCUUCCCUUACGAUAUCAGGUAAGAAUGAUUUAUGUGUCGGCACUGCGAGGAUAGUAUAUAUACUCCCUCCACUCCAGAAUAUAAGGUUAAUAUCAAUGUACAUGCAGAUAUGCAAAAUGUACCCCUGUUACCUCUCGGUGAUAUCACUAAUGGGUGUCAACCAACCUCGGUGGACCUUGACGAGAAAAAAGAGCAAAUAAAGGCUCGGAGGCGAGCUGCUUAUCGAAAGAAAAAAGAGGAGGCAGCCAGCAAGCAACAAGAUGAAAAUCUGGCUGCCCUUACGAAAUCAGGUAAGGAUGUUUUAUGUUUCAGCAAUACGAUCACCGUAUAUACUUUCUUAGUUAAGAAUGUAGGCGACACAUGUUUCCAUGCAAUUCAACCCCAUGAAUAAUUGACCAAGAAUAGUGAAUAAAAUAAUUGACCAAUAGUUGACCACUUUGUUCUACAUACAAUUCCUCAUCAUUCAUGUUCAAGUGAAAUUUUUUUUGGAAAGUCGAUAUAGGUCAGACAUACGACUUUUGAGUCCAUAUUUACACUUUAUGUAUGGGCACGGAGGGAUUAUUUAAAUAAUAAACGUUAGAUAAAGAACUAGCUUCAACCAGCCAACCCAAUUACGUCCAGCUAUACAUCAUUGUUUAACCAGCCCGUGCAGCUAUAUAAAGUAAGUGUUUGUCUAGUACAUGAAUUCUUGUUGAACAAUGAAGACCCUAAACCCUCCGUGCAGAUAUCCAAAAUGUUCCCCUGUUACCUCUCGGUGAUAUCACUAAUGGGUGUCAACCAACCUCGGUGGACCUUGAUGAGAAAAAAGAGCAAAUAAAGGCUCGGAGGCGAGCUGCUUAUCGAAAGAAAAAAGAGGAGGCAGCCACCAAGCAACAAGAUGAAAAUCUGCCUGCCCUUACGAAAUCAGGUAAGAAUGUUUUAUGUUUCAGCAAUACAUUGAUCGUAUAUACUUUCUUAGUUAAGAAUGUAGGCGACAUAUGUUUCCAUGCAAUUCAACCCCAUGAAUAAUUGACCAAGAAUAUUGAAUAAAAUAAUUGACCAAUAGUUGACCACUGUGUACUAUAUACAAUUCCUCAUCAUUCUGGUUCAAGUAAAAAAACUUUGGAAGUCGAUAUAGGUCAGACAUACGACUUUUGAGUCCAUAUUUACACUUUAUGUAUGGGCACGGAGGAAUUAUUUAAAAAUAAACAUUAGAUAAAGAACUAGCUUCAACCAGCCAACCCAACUACGUCCAGCUAUACAUCAUUGUUUAACCAGCCCGUGCAGCUAUAUAAAGUAAGUGUUUUUCUACUACAUGAAUUCUUGUUGAACAAUGAUGGUCUGAUUAUGUUUUCACACUAUUGUUUAACCAGCCAACCCAACAACGUCUAGCUAUACAUCAUGGUCAUAUGAUGAUGCCCCAUUGCCUCCUUCAACUGCAUCUGGUGUCAUUCAUGAUAAAAAACAAGCUAGGCGUCAAAAUGAUAAAGAACGCAAGCGUAACUUAAGGUUAAGGGACGGGCAAAGGGAGCAGGAAAAUGCGCAGAGGCGAGCAGAUUAUCGGAAGAAUGUGGAUAACGGAACGAUCGAUCUUCAACAAAAAAAUCAAAAUCAAAGAGAAUGGCGCAUGCAACACCGAGAAAGCAUGACUUCUGAUGAGAAGGGCGAGUCGAGUGCUCAGAGAAAGGCAAAGUAUGCUGCAAAGAAAAACACUCUGUGUGCUGAAUCGAUCGCAAUGCCGCGUCCAGAUCUAACUAGCACAAUGUCUGACUCUCACGCAGCACCUGACUUUCGGUCCACAUCUGUGUGUCUAGAUGGGGGCCCUGCAAUGAGUAUGCCGACGUACCCUGUCGGUACCGACGGUAAGAAUUGGGUACUGUCACUCUUCUACAAAAAUUUUCAGUUGUACCGUCUCUUUCUUACCAUCUCAAUGAAUAGGCAUCAUGCGGGAGGAUCGUGCUCCUACCGUCAAGGCAGCCCCCACAUACAUUCGUAACAUCGAAACCGAUGGUAGUUAUCCCAUUAACGGUCAUCUUUCAUUUUGUAAUCAUUCAUCAGAUAUUUAUAAUGAUUCAAAAAUGGUGCAGGUGCCUAUCUAAGCAGAACCUUAGGUGAUGGUGCUGUAGAUGGCAACCUCAGCAAAAUCAAUGAGCACCUAACAAGUGCCGACCAGCAAACCAGUCAUCCGCUAACAAUAGCGGAUAAUGGAGCUGACCAGCAGAGGCAUGAGUCCAAAACUCAGCCUAGGACGAGAGAGCGAUCUUGCAAGGGAAGUAUGGCGGCGAAGAAGUGUCAGGAGAAAAUUGGCAAGCGGAAAUCAUGUACGAAGGUGCCACGUGGUGAGAGGAACGCUCUGCUAGAUCGUCGUAAUGAAAGCUUUGCGGGUAGGGUGAAGACCCCAACCGUCAGGUCCAUCUCCAUACCGGAAAUGAGCUCAACUGGACAACCUACCGUAGUUGAAGCACACGGUGCCUCAACCUCAUCUAGCACGCUGGAGUACACGAUCAGAAGUGAAAGUAACACUCCCAUCCUUACUCUCCUUGCGUCCCUUGAGACUGAACCCUCAUUUAUUGGUUUCGCACCUGAGCAGACGACAUGGACGCUUACCUUAGUCGUCUCAUGAAUGAUAAUGUCAACCCUGACAACCUCUUUGACGAUGAGUAUUACCUGUUUGCUGCUGAAGGCUCAGAUGCUGAUGACAUGGAGCACGACGAAUUGGAAGACUCAAGUCACAAUAGCUAUGUCGACCAUGAUCCAUUGGACUAUGUCUACUCAAACCUCCCAGACCACACACACAUCCUGAAGCAUGCCGCGAACUGCGUUCACUGCAAGGCCAAGAAGUUUGUGUCUGAGGCCUCGGGAUUCUGCUGUCGCAGUGGGCAGAUCGAGCGGAAGCAACCGGAGCUAAUGAGGCUUUGGUCUAGCAUGGAUGCGGACUCAAGGCAUUUUCGGGAGAACAUACGGUUCUUCAACGGCCACUUCUCCUUCACAACCCUCGGCGUCAGCCUCGAUGAAAGCUACACAAACAUGAAGUCUGGGGUGUACACGUUUCGGGCGCACGGCACCAUCUACCACAACGUUCAUUCCUUCGGGCCAACAUCCCGUCCAGAGCAUCUACAGUUGUACUUCUAAGACGACGACCCAGGCCUAACCCAUCGCAAGGCUGCCACCGAGCAAUUAGACCAGGAUGUCGUCAGAAAGUUAGUGGGCAUACUCAGGGAAAACCCAUACUCCCAGCAGUUCAGGAGUUUGGGUGCGCACAGGGACAACCUCGACGAUUACAGGAUAGACCUCAACACUGACCAGAGACUAGACCAAUGGAAGUAUAAUAGACCUCUGUCAUCUGAGGUCGCUGCAAUUUGGGUGGAGGGCACUGACCUAGCGAAGAGGUUCGAUCGUAGGAUUACACUUUGCGGGAAUGACAACCAGAGGCACAGUAUACAUGUGACGGCUGGCUUGUAUGACCCGCUCUCUUACCCACUCUUCUACCCAAGGGGGGAGCUCGGUUGGCACCCGAAACUACCUAAACGUGACAUCCCUUGGCCGGUUGUGCAACAACCAAGAGGUAGACGUGAUGAUGAUGAUGAGGAGGAGGAGGAUGCAGGUAAGCCUUAUGUGUAUUCUGUCGUUUAGAUGAAUUGUAUACUUCUCAUAUGAAUCCUAAUGUCCGCGUUACUCAUCCAUGUGCAGAGGGAAUAGCAGGUUAUGCGUGUUGGUGAGAGACUACUACUGUUACAUGCUCCAGAUACGACCUGGGAUAUGCAAUCCCAUACUCUGUGGAGCACGAUUGCUCCAGCAAUGGGGGGUGGACAUGUACAUCAAGAUUGAGAGUUGUAGGUUGAAAUGGUACAGGAAGAACCAGACAAAGAUUCGUGCCGACCUGUAUAAAGGAGUUGUUGAUGCAAUUACAUCCGGCGAGACCCGGGCAAGCGCUGUUGGAGUAAGGAUAGUGCUCCCUGGAACGUACCCAGGUGGCGACCGUGACAUGAAGCGGAGGCAUAUGGAUGCCAUGGCAAUUGUCCAUCCCUACGGGAAGCCUGGCAUCUUCUUGACCAUGACCUGCAACCCUAA